This is a messenger RNA of Vigna unguiculata (cowpea), 6924 nucleotides long. RefSeq lists its product as uncharacterized. Lineage: Eukaryota; Viridiplantae; Streptophyta; Magnoliopsida; Fabales; Fabaceae. The record is from RefSeq and is a predicted model, not a curated record.
AUGGAAGAUUGGGAAGAAGCCCAUGAAGCUGUGAAGGCUGACAUUAACGAGCUGAAGGAUCAAGUGGGCCAAAUCCUAGAGGCUUUGAAGUCACUGAAGGCUUUAGGGGAGGCCUCAUCCGCUAGGGUCGAGGAGAAUGCUCAUUCUUAUGGUACGCCUCUAGGCACGUCAGUUCCGUUCCCAAUGUACGGUCUGCCUCCGGGAUACACUCCUCCAGUUGGAGAAUAUUCAGAUGCAGAACAAACUUCUUUCUCUUUUCCUGUAGCUAACAACACACUAUCGAACGGUACUCAAGGGUCGAUGUUAGCUUCGACACCCGUGACAGGAACGGAUAUGAAUGAGACAGUCACAUUCACAGGACCGAGGAUGACUGUGGCGCCCCAGCCUUCGAAAACAUUCAUCGAUGCAGAUGCUGCGACUAAAGAUGCACCACACGCUACAGUCCAAGCAAUAUCCACUGUUGUUGAUGGGGCUAAAAGUAAGCUUGAAAUUCUUGAGGAAAGGAUUCGUGCCAUUGAGGGUGGUGGAAGCUAUGGGUUUGGUGAUGUGGCGAGAUUAAGCCUGGUUCCUGGUGUGAUGAUACCACACAAGUUUAAGGUCCCAGAAUUUGAAAAGUAUCACGACACCACAUGCCCUAAAAGCCAUCUGACAAUGUACGGUAGAAAGAUGGCUGCUUAUGCCUAUGAUGAAAAAUUGCUAAUACAUUGUUUCAAAGAUAGUUUGGCUGGGGUAGCAUUGAAUUGGUAUACACACUUGGAGCCAUCUCGAGUUCAUUCCUGGAUGGAUUUGGCCGACGCCUUUGUGAAACAGUAUAAAUACAACACAGAUAGUGCGCCAGAUAGAUUGUAAUUGCAAAACAUGGCCAAGAAGGAUACUGAGUCCUUCAAGGAAUAUGCACAAUGGUGGAGAGAGUUGGCUGCUCAGGUGGAGCCACCUCUACUUGAUAAGGAGAUGGUGGCGACGUUUGUAAACACGCUGCAAUCACCAUUUUAUGAGCAUGUGUUGGGGAAUGUGUCUUCCAAUUUCGCUGAUAUCAUUAUCAUAGGGGAAAGAAUAGAAAUCGGGUUAAAAAGUGGAAAGAUUGCAUAUGGCCCAUUCGUGGCUGCAACUCCUAAGAAAUCCAAUUUUAUUCCCGGAAAGAAGAAAGAAGCGGAAGUACAGGCAGCCUCAGUGAUGCCUAUGUGGGAAAGUCGGGCUCCUACACAUAAUUAUCGACCACACUUGAACCAACCUCCUUAUGUGGCCAAUGCAGUGUCUGUUCAUCAAACACGACCUCAGCAGCAAGGGUUUUAUCAACCGUCGAAUCUUUAUCAACCACAACAUGCUCCAAAUAAUGCUUGGAAAACCGAACCUAACUCGAAUUUCAACAAAAACGCGGGACAAAACGCUAAUCUAAGGAGGAAUCAAGAGAGGAACUUCGUUCAUUUCACUCCUAUUCCUAUGUCAUACGAAAUUGUUACCUCAUCUCCUCCAAAAGCGUUUGGUGGCCAUUUGUCCGAUGAAGCCUGUGCAACCUCCGUGGAAGCUUUAAUUAACUCAGGAUGGAUAAAGUUCCACGAAGACAAGCCCAGUGUUGAGGCUAAUCCCCUUUCUGGUCUUGGGAACCCUUCGACAAAUGCCAUUGAGGUUAAGAAACACUGCCUGGUGAGGGAUGUGAGUGAAAUCCGAAGCUCCAAGCGGUUUAUUUUUGAGACACUAUUGAAAUUGGGUUUGUUAAAAGGGGAAUAUAACCUAAGUGAAAAGUGUGGAUUCCAUCCGAGUGCUAAACCUUCUAUCGAUGAAUGCACCGAGUUCGAGAAUGUUCUACAAAAUCUUAUAGACAGAAACUUUGUGCAAGUAUGUCACGGACACAUGGAGGAUGAAGUAUUUGCACAAGAUGGUGCGGAACCCGGUGUGACUUUGCCAGAGCCAUUAGUGAUUCAUUUCACUAGAUCCACCUUUACCCCGACAAUUCAAGAAAGGCAAUCUAUUAUUAUCCAAAAACCCUCCCCAUUUCCCUACAAAAGUGAGAAGACUGUCCCAUGGAAAUAUGGUGCAUACGUGUUGGGUGAGGAACAACGGGUAGGUGGUCAACCUAUCAGUGGUGAGUCAGUGGUGAAAAAUAUAUCAGGCAUCGGUGGAAUUACGAGGAGUGGUCGAAUCUUUACGCCUCCAAACUUGAUGAAAGAUGGAGUUGGCAAUAGUGAAUUAGUGAAUACCAAAAAGGUUAAGGAACUCUUGAAAGGGAAGACCAUCCAAACCGACAAGGGUAUAAGAAGAGAUGAUGGGAAAGAAGUAUCUGAUGAGGAGGCUUGCGAGUUCUUGAAGUUCAUACAACAAAGCGAGUAUAAAGUGGUCGAACAGUUGAAUCGCUUGCCUGCUCGAAUCUCGCUUUUAGAACUACUCAUGCAUUCAACCUCUCAUAGAAAGUUGUUAAUGAAGAUACUCAAUGGAGCGCAUGUGGAGCAAAAUAUUUCUCUAGACAGUUUUGAGGGAAUUGUUAACAAUAUCACUGCUAACAAUUACCUCACGUUUACCGAUGAGGAGAUACCUACUGAAGGGAGGGGACACAACAAGGCCCUCCAUAUCUCUGUAAAAUGCUUGGAUCAUGUCAUAGCACGUGUAUUAAUCGACAAUGGAUCUUCCCUAAAUGUAAUGCCGAAAACAACAUUGGGGAAGCUACCGUGUGAAGGUAUUCACAUGAAACCAAGCGCAAUGAUAGUGAGAGCUUUCGAUGGGAGUAAAAGAGAAGUGAUGGGAGAGGUAGAAUUGCCAAUCCAAAUAGGGCCAUGUGUCUUUCAAAUAACUUUCCAAGUGAUGGACAUCCUUCCAGCAUACAACUGCUUGUUGGGUCGUCCUUGGAUUCACUCAGCGGGCGUGGUACCUUCGACCUUGCACCAAAAGUUAAAAUAUGUCAUGGGUGACAAAUUAGUGAUUGUUUCAGGGGAGGAAGACAAUUUAGUGAGUAGGCCUUCAUCUUCUCGCUAUAUUGAAGCAACGAAGGAAGCCCUCGAGACAGCCUUCCAAUCUUUGGAAAUUGUGGGAAAUGCCUAUGUGGAGCCCUUUCCAAUGCACCCACACUUGUCGCGUACUUCCCUUAUGACGGCCAAGGUCAUGUUGAAAGAGGGAUAUGAGUACGGAAAGGGGCUAGGCAAGUACGAGCAAGGAUUGAUGUAUCCUUUAGAAGUCACCGAGAAAAAGAAUAAAUACGGCCUUGGAUACAAGCCUACUAGAGAGGAUAAGAGGAGGCUGGCGGAAGAAAGGAGAGAGCGCGGUGUGGCUCGAAUCCAAGGAAAAGAACUGGCAUUAGGAAAGAUUCGCAUCUGCGACAUCAAAGAUAGCUUCCGCAACGCGGGAUGGAUCAACUCUAGUCAGAUAGCAGCUGUCAGAGAUGAAAAUGAACCUGAAAGCUCAAUUUUUGUGCGGCCUUGUGCUCCAAACGCGCUACUCAACAAUUGGGCGACUUUGGAUCUACCCGUGAUGUUUAAUUUGGUUAAAAUAUAUGAUAAUGAAUGUUUUGAAAAUAACAAUGUCGAUAUCCCUAAUUUUGAGCACCCUGUCAAUAAUAUGGAAGAUGAUUAUGAAGGUGAUUUGGAACCCUCCCCUGAACUAAUUAGAUUAGUGGAACAAGAAUCUAGGGAAAUAAAACCCCAUCAAGAAGAUGUUGAAGUGCUUGACCUAAGCGAGGGGGAUGAAAAGAAAGAAGUGAAAAUUGGCACGAGUAUGAAGAAAGAAGUGAAAGAAGAAUUGUGUGUGCUGCUAAAGGAGUUUAGGGAUGUGUUCGCUUGCUCGUACAACGAUAUGCCUGGUUUAGAUAUUGAUAUAGUACAACAUAAGCUUCCACUCAAACCGGAAUGCCCUCCAGUCAGACAAAAGCUAAGAAGGAUGAAACCAGAAAUGUCAUUAAAGAUUAAAGAAGAAGUGCAAAAGCAAUUUGACGCUGGAUUUCUAGCUGUGGCAAAAUACCCUCAAUGGGUGGCAAAUAUUGUACCCGUGCCCAAGAAGGAUGGGAAGGUUCGGAUGUGCGUUGACUAUCGAGAUUUGAACCGGGCGAGCCCAAAAGACAACUUCCCAUUACCGCACAUCGAUACAUUAGUGGAUAAUACAGCCAAGUUCUCACUAUUUUCGUUUAUGGAUGGCUUCUCGGGAUAUAAUCAGAUUAAGAUGGCACCUGGGGAUAUGGAAAAGACCACGUUUAUCACAUUGUGGGGGACAUUUUGCUAUAAGGUGAUGUCUUUCGGGCUUAAGAAUGCUGGGGCAACCUAUCAAAGGGCCAUGGUGGCACUUUUUCAUGAUAUGAUGCACAAAGAAAUUGAGGUUUAUGUAGAUGACAUGAUCGCCAAGUCUGAGUCAGAAGAAGAACACAUCCUCAACCUAAGGAAAUUAUUUGAGAGAUUGAGGAAAUUUAAACUUAAGCUAAACCCAGCUAAAUGCACAUUCGGUGUGAGAUCUGGAAAGUUGUUGGGUUUUAUUGUCAAUCAAAAGGGGAUAGAAGUCGAUCCCGACAAGAUGCAUGCGAUAAUCGAAAUGCCUGCUCCCAGUACAGAAAAAGAGGUACGGGGUUUCUUGGGCAGACUGAACUACAUUGCUAGGUUCAUCUCCCAGUUAACCACCACUUGUGAACCGAUAUUCAAGCUAUUGCGUAAAAAUCAGGUUGUUAAGUGGAAUGAAGACUGUCAGACUGCUUUUGACAAAAUUAAACAAUAUCUACAAGAUCCUCCUGUGUUACGCCCACCCGAACCAGGGAAGCCACUCAUUAUGUAUUUGACGAUACUCGAUAAGUCAAUGGGUUGUGUGUUGGGUCAACAUGACAAAACUAGAAAAAGAGAGCAUGCCAUAUACUACCUGAGCAAGAAGUUCACGGAAUGUGAACAACGAUACUCGUUUUUAGAGCGAACUUGUUGCGCAUUGGCAUGGGCUGCCCAUCGCCUAAGACAAUACAUGUUGAGUCAUUCUACCUGGUUGAUAUCAAAGACUGACGCUAUCAAGUAUAUUUUUGAAAAGCCCGCUCUCACUGGAAGAAUAGCCCGGUGGCAAAUGCUAUUGUCAGAAUACGACAUUGUGUAUGUCACUCAGAAGUCCAUCAAGGGUAGUGCUUUGGCUGAAUAUCUGGCCCAACAACCCGUUAACGAUUAUCGGUCAAUGCAACCCGAAUUUCCUGAUGAGGACAUCAUGACCUUGUUUGAAGAUGACCAAGAAGAUGAGAACAUAAAGAAAUGGACGUUAUUAUUCGACGGGGCUUCUAACGUCAUGGGACAUGGUAUAGGGGCAAUACUAAUAUCUCCAGAAAACCAAUACAUUCCAAUGACAGCAAGGUUGUGUUUUAAUUGCACAAACAAUAUUGCUGAAUAUGAAGCAUGCGCUAUGGGCAUCCAAGCCGCGAUUGAGUCAAAGGCAAAAUUUUUGAAUGUAUAUGGAGAUUCAGCGUUGGUUAUCCAUCAACUAAGGGGAGAAUGGGAAACUAGGGAUCAGAAGUUGAUUCCCUACAAAACUUAUAUCAUGGAAUUGGUGGAAUAUUUUGAUUUCAUUAAAUUCCACCAUAUUCCGCGAGAGGAUAACCAAUUGGCAGAUGCCUUAGCUACUUUAUCAUCGAUGUUCAAGAUUAAUCAGGAUGGGGUAAUGCCGAUGAUCCAAAUGAAAAGCCAUGAAGGGCCAGCAUAUUGCCAAUUCAUCGAAGAAGAGUUAGACGGUAAGCCUUGGUAUUUUGAUAUUAAACGGUAUAUAAAAACCAGAGAAUACCCUGAAGAAGCAUCUGAGAAUGAUAAAAGGACACUGAUAAGGUUGGCUGCAAAUUUUAUCCUGAGUGGGGAUGUGUUGUACAAGAGAAAUCAUGAUAUGGUUCUCCUUCGAUGCGUGGAUGCCAAAGAGGCCGAGUCAAUAUUGGAGGAAGUUCAUGAAGGAACUUUUGGCACACACAUGAAUGAACACUCGAUGGCUAGGAAGAUCUUGAGGGCUGGUUACUUUUGGUUGACUAUGGAGAAUGAUUGUUGUACACACGUGAGAAAGUGCGAGAAAUGUCAGAAAUAUGCAGAUAAUAUUAAUGCGGCACCUACUACUUUAAACUUAAUGUCUACCCCAUGGCCGUUUUCAAUGUGGAGGAUAGAUGUCAUCGGGGCUAUAGAGCCAAAAGCCUCAAACGGACAUUGCUUCAUUCUAGUUGCAAUUGAUUAUUUCACUAAAUGGGUGGAAGCUGCUUCCUACGCUAGUGUGACUAGGAAGGUUGUGACUAAAUUCAUAAAAAGAGAGUUAAUUUGUAGGUACGGGUUGCCUAGCAAGAUAAUCACUGAUAAUGCCACCAAUCUGAACAAUCAAAUGAUGGCCGAAUUGUGUGAAGGAUUUAAAAUUCAACAUCAUAAUUCUUUUCCUUAUCGUCCAAAGAUGAAUGGGGCAGUCGAGGCUGCUAAUAAGAAUAUCAAGAAGAUUGUACAGAAAAUGGUGGUCACGUAUAAAGACUGGCAUGAGAUGCUUCCCUUUGCUUUGCAUGGGUAUCGCACCUCAGUACGUACAUCAACUGGGGUAACACCUUUUUCUCUGGUGUACGAAAUGGAGGCAGUACUACCCUUCGAAGUAGAAAUCCCAUCCCUACGAGUGUUAAUGGAGACCCAGUUGGAAGAUGCAGAAUGGGUUCAGGCCCGAUUUGACCAGCUUAAUCUCAUCGAGGAAAAAAGGCUAGCAGCAGUGUGUCAUGGACAGUUAUACCAAAGAAGGAUGAAAAAGGCGUUCGAUAAGAGGGUGCGCCCUAAAGAGUUUCAUGAAGGCGAGCUAGUCUUGAAAAAGAUCUUACCUAUACAAAAGGAUCAUAGGGGCAAGUGGACUCCAAAUUAUGAAGGCCCGUAUGUGGUGAAGAAAGCAUUUUCUGGUGGGGCACUAAUUCUCACAAGGAUGGAUGGAGAGGAGUUACCGUUACCGGUCAAUUCUGAUGCGGUCAAAAAGUUUUAUACAUGA